UCAUAUUACCAGCCACGGUUGCUAAUGAGAUGGGUUCACUGUUUGUACUAACAGUGUAAAAAAAAUUCUCUGGCGACGGAGUCUGUGUCUGCGACUGCACAAUGUACGUGUUCCCCAGUUUCGUUGCCAUUUUCCAGUUGUAUUCGGUCGUUUGGUGCCACCAACCCGUGUACAAUUACAAGCAAACAAAAUACUUUCGAAAAUUGUGUCACAUCCAAAACGAAAAAGAUGAGUGCUUACAUAAUUUCAGCGAUUCCGCUGGACCUGAUCAAUUCCGACGGAUUGCGAACGAGCAACUCGUUGCUGCGCAACGAGGAGAGCGUCGACAGAGACGUGAAACGCCUGAGGGCUGCGGUCUGUACAGGGAUCCUUUGGAAGUUUUGGGUUCCGCGUUCCCGUCGAAGGUCAUGCUCAACAUGUGCGAAAUCCACCUGCUGGUGCAGGCCGACACCUUGUCCGGGCUUAAGUUCACCAACCGGGGAUCGAAGACGUGCACGGACGUGUGCGUGCAGUACAGCAAGAGCAUGCGGCUCGAAGGGCCCGUAAUCGUCACGUUGAUGCAAGGAUUCUGCAACUAUUCGAGUAACAGCACGAAACUGACCGAAUCGGAUCUGGAAACGACGUGCACGUGCGCGUACCAAGUCCGGUGCGACCGCCAGACGACCGUGAUCCUGUACACGUUUCAGACCAACUGCAACGGCUACGUGAAAGUAUUGUACACCGAUACGAACAAACCACAGAGGAUUACCUGAAAACGUAGUCUGCUAACGUGUA
Sipha flava (yellow sugarcane aphid) is the source of this 774-nucleotide messenger RNA. RefSeq lists its product as uncharacterized. The coding region runs from base 102 to 752 and encodes 216 amino acids. The transcript has 2 exons. The record is from RefSeq and is a predicted model, not a curated record. Lineage: Eukaryota; Metazoa; Arthropoda; Insecta; Hemiptera; Aphididae.